Clarias gariepinus (North African catfish) is the source of this 2607-nucleotide messenger RNA. It is a transcript of the gene cacng8b, whose product is annotated as calcium channel, voltage-dependent, gamma subunit 8b. The coding region runs from base 449 to 1729 and encodes 426 amino acids. The record is from RefSeq and is a predicted model, not a curated record. NCBI's taxonomy places the organism in Eukaryota, Metazoa, Chordata, Actinopteri, Siluriformes, Clariidae. Gene Ontology annotation, biological process: neurotransmitter receptor internalization; transmission of nerve impulse; positive regulation of synaptic transmission, glutamatergic. Gene Ontology annotation, cellular component: postsynaptic density membrane; AMPA glutamate receptor complex. Gene Ontology annotation, molecular function: voltage-gated calcium channel activity; channel regulator activity. The transcript is spliced from 6 exons.
AUCCGUGUUCCAGUGACGCGAGGCCGCGCGCGCGCGCUCAGUGUCUCCUCCAGAGCGCUAAUUCCAACGCGAGUAAACUUACUUCAUCAUCUUGUGUCGGAUCAUCUGUUCAUUCUUCUGUUCUUUAAUUCAAUCGAGCCGACAGUCUCUCGGUCUUUCCUGUUUCACAGAGCAACGUCCUUGGAAAGAGGACCAUGUCAAGUAUUAAACAAAUAUUAAACAAAUAAGAGCAGUUACAGAAGAACAAACCCAGUGACCAUCCUAUAGCACAAGGAAGAAGACGAAAUAAAGAAAAGCAAGGGGAGAAAAACAAGUGCAGAGAGGGGAGGAGAAGUGUGCGAGGUCAGUCGAUGGACGCUGCCCAGACCAAGGGGACAGCAGAUUCUCAUUUAGCAGGGAAAAGAAAGAUUUCAAAAUUGAGUCGAAGGAUAGAAACUCGCCAUCAGGCAUGGUGUGUGAGAAGGGGAUCCAGAUCCUUCUCACCAUCGUGGGGGCAUUCGCCUCCUUUGGCCUGAUGACGGUGGCAAUUGGGACAGAUUAUUGGCUCUACUCUCGUGCUCUGAUCUGCAACAGCACAGCCAAUGUGACGCAGGAUGACCCACACAACAAGGACAAAAAAGACCCUGGAGCCCUUACACACUCGGGCCUUUGGAGGAUCUGCUGCCUUGAGGGUGUGAAACGAGGGGUGUGCUCUCAGAUCAACCACUUUCCAGAAGACGCCGACUUCGACCACGAUGGAGCAGAGUACGUCCUAAGAGUGGUUCGGGCUUCAAAUAUCUUCCCUAUUCUCAGUGCAAUCUUGUUGCUGAUGGGAGGAGUGUGCAUUGCCGCCAGUCGCUUCUACAAGAGCAAGAGGAACAUCAUACUUGGAGCUGGCAUCCUGUUUGUAGCUGCAGGUUUAAGCAACAUCAUUGGCGUGAUUGUGUACAUCUCAGCGGCGCUAGGUGACAUCUCUCCAAAGAAGGAUGAGGAUAAAAAAUGGCAAUACUCAUACGGAUGGUCCUUCUAUUUUGGUGGCUUGUCGUUCAUCCUGGCUGAGAUGGUGGGAGUUCUGGCCGUAAACAUCUAUAUUGAGAAGAACAAGGAGCUUCGAUGCCGCUCACGAACCGACAUCUUCAAGAGCACAACGCACGCUGUGCUGCGCCUGCCUAGUUACCGUUUCCGCCGCCGCUCUUCAAGGUCCAGUUCACGCUCUACCGAGCCGUCCAGAGGCUCACGAGACCCGUCACCCGCUGCUGGUGGCCCACCAGGGAGCAAAAGCUUUGGCUUGCCCCCCUCAGCACUGCUCUCACAGGGGCCUGUUUCUGUUUCCACCCUGCCUAAUCCACACUCACACUCCCGCUCACACUCAGCCCUACCCGGAGGUGAUAUCUCGCUCUACACCCUGUCACGAGACCCCAAACUGGGUGCACUGGGGGCUUUGGGUGCACCUCCGCUGUAUGGCACCGUGGAUCGUGCCACACUCUACCAGCUGCAUAACUGCUUUCCCAAAGAGAGCGGCGGGGGAGGAGGAGCAACCAUGAUGAUGAGCGGCACACUGCCCUCUCUCAAGUCCCACAAUCCAGCAGGAGUGCAGAACACAUCAAGCGGGAAUUCGGCACCCUCGUCCCAACCACCGCCAUUCUCAUCAUCCACAGUGGAGAGGGAGAGAGGGAUGGGCACACUCGACAGGCUGGCCAAGCCGGAGAGCAAUUCCAACACGCUAAACAGGAAAACCACACCGGUGUAGGGAGAGACCAGGACAGAAGAGAGUGUGAAUCCUGUAUAGCGGAAGCUGAAUGAAGGUUGUGUUCAAGUUUAAAAAAGAAAAAAGGCAGAGAAAUUCUGAAUUCCUUCUGUCUCUCCCUGUCUGAAAUGAUAUUCUGUUUCACUUUCUGGAAAAUGAAUUUCAGACAAAAAAAAAAAAAUUAACCAGUGACAAUUCAUAAUAACAACUACAACAUUCAUUUAGUUUUAUAAAAAAUUUUAAUAUGUGAACUAUCAUCAUUGGAUACUGUACUGUGAAGUUUACCCUUUUUAUUUUUUCAUAGAAAUUAAAGCAAACGGUUGUCCAAGUGCAUUCCUAGAGGGUUUGUUGUCGUUGUUAUUAUGAGAAAACAAAAUCAGUGGCUAGCUCUUUAUGUUGGAAAUCAUUUUCAAGACAUCAACUGUGAUUCUGAUACAGUGGAUACUGCAGAAGCAUGAGUGUCUAUAAUAUGUGUGAGGAAAAUUAUUAUUAUUAUUAUUAUUAUUAUUAUUAUUAUUAUGCCUAGCAUUAAAAACAACUUUGUAGGAAGCAUCUAAUUUAUUUUUAGAAUCAAUUUCUUUUUCUAACCUUUGAUAACAUAAUUGUUUAUUCUGAAUAUUGUCUUCCAGUUCUAUCAACACAAGAAAUUAGAAUUUGAUGGACUGAAAACUGGUGACCGAGUGGUGGAAUUUUUAUUUUAUUUUUUUUAACAAAUUUGACCGUCCUAUCAUUAUUUUUGUUAUGAUCAUCAUUAGUAGCUGUGAAAGUAGCAGUAAUCUUAAUUUCGGGGCAUUACCAGAUUACAGAGAUCCCUCAUUAGGACAAAGAGGGAGAUAUAUAUAUAUAUAUAUAUAUAUAUAUAUAUAUAUUUGUAUAAAGAU